Insectozyma verbasci is the source of this 1425-nucleotide messenger RNA. The record is from the annotation of a GenBank genome assembly. NCBI's taxonomy places the organism in Eukaryota, Fungi, Ascomycota, Pichiomycetes, Serinales, Debaryomycetaceae.
AUGAGAAAAUUCAGUACAGUUACGGUUGAGGGAGAUUUAUGGUCGGUUCAAUUUGAAAGAAGACAAAGUGCCUCUGUUGAACCACCACAACAACAAGAAUCAGUUUCAACAACCACUUCACCUUCAAUUUCACCACAAUCUUCAAUUGACUCACAACAACCAAUUGAAACAUUAAUGACAGCUAAUUAUCCGCCAAAGAAUAAGUAUCGUAUCAUUUCAGCAGUUAUGUUUAAUUUUUGUGCUGGUUUUAGUGAUGCUGCUCCUGGUGCUUUAUUACCAUAUAUUGAAAAAUCAUAUAACGUAAACUACGCACAAGCUUCAUGUAUUUGGAUCAGUAAUGCUGUUGGAUUUAUAUCAGUUGCUUCAUUAUCACAUAAAAUCCAACAUUGGUUAGGUAAAAGAUACAUUUAUCCAUUUGGAAAUUUAUUAAGUUGCGUAAUGUAUGGUAUUGUAAGUAGUGGUACAUAUUUCCCAUUCAUUGUAAUUGGUUUUUUUUUUGGUGGUUUGGGAUUAGCUAUUUGUUCAGCUCAAUGUAAUGUAUUUUUAAGUAGAUUAGAUAAACAAUCUGCAUAUUUAUCUGUUUAUCAUGGUGCUUAUGGACUUGGAGCUACUAUAUCCCCAUUGAUUGCAACUAGUAUGGUCACAAAAGGUAUAAAAUGGAACUAUUUUUAUUUCAUAGCUUUAGGUUUCAUGUUUGCAACUGGUGUUUCAUUUUAUUUUUCAUUUGAAAAUGCAGAUGACGACUUGAAACCAUGGUAUGAUCAUCCAGAAGUAAUAAUUGAAAUGGAUUCAAUGAAUUCAAAUAGAAACCAAGCACAAGUGUCUUCCUCACAAAAAUCAAUUAUGAUAUUGGCGUUACAAAAUCAUAUCACCUGGUUAAUUUCAUUUUUUUGUUUAUUUUACCAAGGAUCCGAAGUUGCUGUUUCUGGUUGGAUAACUACAUUUAUGUUAGAAUAUAGAAAUGCAGAUAGGAAAUUAUCGGGUUAUUUUCUGAGUUUUUUUUGGAUUGGUUUAACAUUAGGAAGAUUAUUAUUAACAACUCCAAUUCAUAGAUUUAUUGGAUGUAGAAGAGGAGUAUUUAUAAUUUCGAUUUUAUCGAUUAUAUUAAUUGGACUAACAUGGGCUAUCAAAAAUACAACAAUUGAAGCUAUUACUGUAUCAUUAGCUGGUUUAUUCAUUGGUCCAAACUUUCCAUUAUUAGUUACAUUUUCAGCAUCUCGAGGUUUAUUACCGAGAAAAAUACAAUUGGUUUCGUUGACUAUAAUGACAGCUUAUGGUAGUUCUGGUGGAGCUUUACAACCAUUUAUAGUUUGGUGUUUUACUGCAAAAAUUGGGUACAUUUGUCGUAUUACCUGUUUUUUUGAUUACUUAUUCAAUUAUGGUUAUAUUAUGGAUGUUAUUACCAAAUAUAGAAAAGCAGAAUAA